AGUAGUAGCAGUAGUAGUAGCAGUAGUAGCAGUAGUAGUAGUAGUAGUAGCAGUAGUAGUAGUAGCAGUAGCAGUGGUAGUAGUAGUAGUAGCAGUAGUAGUAGUAGCAGUAGUAGUAGUAGUAGCAGUGGUAGUAGCAGUGGUAGUAGUAGUAGUAGCAGUAGUAGUAGUAGCAGUAGCAGUAGUAGUAGUAGUAGUAGCAGUAGUAGUAGCAGUGGUAGUAGUAGUAGUAGCAGUAGUAGUAGUAGCAGUAGCAGUAGUAGUAGUAGUAGUAGUAGUAGUAGCAGUAGCAGUGGUAGUAGUAGUAGUAGCAGUAGUAGUAGCAGUAGUAGUAGUAGCAGUAGUAGUAGUAGUAGUCGUGGUAGUGGUAGUAGUAGUAGUAGUAGUAGUAGUAGUGGUAGUAGUAGUAGUGGUAGUGGUAGUAGUAGUAGUAGUAGCAGUAGUAGCAGUAGCAGUAGUAGUGGUAGUAGUAGUAGUAGUAGUGGUAGUGGUAGUAGUAGUAGUAGUAGCAGUAGUAGCAGUAGCAGUAGCAGUAGUGGCAAUGGUAGUAGUAGUAGCAGUAGUAGUGGUAGUAGCAGUAGCAGUGGUAGUAGUAGUAGUAGUAGCAGUAGUAGUAGUAGCAGUAGUGGUAGUAGUAGUAGUAGCAGUAGU
Lampris incognitus (smalleye Pacific opah) is the source of this 651-nucleotide messenger RNA. RefSeq lists its product as uncharacterized. NCBI's taxonomy places the organism in Eukaryota, Metazoa, Chordata, Actinopteri, Lampriformes, Lampridae. The annotation marks the transcript as partial. The transcript has a single exon. The record is from RefSeq and is a predicted model, not a curated record.